Molecule: messenger RNA, 1853 nt
Organism: Microplitis mediator
Lineage: Eukaryota; Metazoa; Arthropoda; Insecta; Hymenoptera; Braconidae
Product: 3-hydroxyacyl-CoA dehydrogenase type-2-like
Exons: 4
Coding region: 128-916 (262 amino acids)
Molecular function (GO): oxidoreductase activity
Source: RefSeq, a predicted model, not a curated record
GUUAUCAAACAGAUAUAUUAUAUCUCGUUGCAUAACUCAUUCAUGAUAAACCGCUCGAGUAUUUAAUAAUUAAUCAGUUUCUAUUUACUCUUCCUCCGAGUAUUAGUCGUCUAUUAUUUAAUUUAAAAUGGAUAAAAACAUGAAGGAAGUUGUUGCUGUUGUAACAGGUGGUAGUUCUGGAGUGGGAAAAUCAAUUGCUGAACGUAUUAUAAACAACAAUGGUAAAGUUAUUGUGAUAGAUAUUAAUGAAGAAAAAGGUGAAAUUUUAGCUAAAGCAUUGGGAAAUAAUUUUAUGUUCAUUAAAGCAGAUGUGACGUCAGAAAAAGAAAUAAAAGAAGCUUUGGAUAAAAUAAAAGAAGAAAAAAUUUUUAGUGGCAUAAAUGUAUUGAUAAAUUGUGCAGGUAUUGUUGAAUGGGGUGUCCCGUAUGAUUUCGAUGGCAACACACCAUUGCCAUUGGAGAAUUACAAAAGGGUGAUGGAUGUAAAUGCCCUUGGGACAUUUAAUAUGACGCGUUUGGUUAUAAACGUGAUGAUAGAAAAUUUACCUGACGCGAAUAAGCAACGUGGUGUAAUAAUUAAUAUUGGUAGCGUUAUGGCAACUGAUGGAAGGGAGGAUUUGUUUGCUUACUGUGUUAGUAAGGCUGCUGUUGUUGGAAUGACUUUGCCCUUAGCCAGAGCUGUUGCCAGUAAAGGUAUACGAGUUGUUACUCUAUCACCUGGUUAUAUUGAUACACCAAUGGCACGUACUAUGGGACCAAUUGAAAAAAUAAAUGAAGCGAUGCUGGAAUUGAAUUUAUUUCCCAAAAGAAUUGGUCAACCGGAAGAAAUAGCACAUGUCGUCCAAUGUAUUAUUGAAAAUCCAUUUAUAAAUGCUGUUAAUAUAACUGUCAGCGGUGGAUAUCAUUAUGUUAAAUAAUCAUUUUUAUAAAAAUUUUGUCUAUUGAUUUAUUCAUAAAUAAAAAUUUUUCUUUCUGACUUAUACACGGAAAGAAAAUUAUGGGAAGUUUUGCUAUGCAUUAUGGGAAUAGUUCCCAUAAUGGUAUGGGAAUAGUACCUAUACUACUAUAGGGAUGGUUCCCAUAUAUUAUGGGAACCAUCCCCAUAAUAGUAUGAGAAUAGUUCCCAUACCAUUAUGGGAAUGGUUCCAUAAUAUUAUGGGAACCAUUCCCAUAUCAUUAUGGGAACCAUUCCCAUAAUGGUAUGGGAAUCAUUCCCAUACUAUUAUGGGAAUGGUUCCCAUAUUGGUAUAGAAACUAUUCCUAUAAUAUUAUGGGAACUAUUCCCAUAAUGUUAUGGGAACCAUCCCUAUAAUAUCAUACAUUUUUUUUUUUGCCCAAUAGUGUAGAAAUUUCCCAAAAUUUAAAUUUUCUUGAAUGUUUUGUGCUGACAAAAAAUUCUUAUUAAAAAUUUUAAUGUUUUUUUGCCAAAUACGAUUUUUUUUUCAAUGUUUGAAUUUUUGUUUUUAUGUUUAAUAAUAUUUCUGUGUAUUGUAGAAGUCAUUACCACACUUCUUUAAAUUCAUUUUUUCAUGAUAAUAUGGGAACCAUUCCUAUAAAUUAUAGGAACCAUUCCAAGAAAUUAUAGGAAUGAUUCCCAUAAUAUUAUAGACAGUAUUCCUAUAAAUUAUAGGAAACAUUCCUAUAGUGUUAUGGGUAUCAUUCCCAUAAUUAUAGGAACUAUUCCCAUAAUUAUGGGAAUCAUUCCUAUAAUUAUAGGAACCGCUCCCAUAAUUUAUGGCCGUAAUUCCUAUGAUGGUAUAGGAAAAAAUUUCACAAAAUUAUGGGAACCGCUGCCAUAAUUUUCUUUCCGUGUACUGUCAUUUUUAUUUCUUACAAGACAGUUGAAAUGACAAA